Messenger RNA from Psammomys obesus (fat sand rat), 12342 nucleotides. RefSeq names its product dynein axonemal heavy chain 7 (gene Dnah7). Gene Ontology annotation, biological process: microtubule-based movement. The annotation marks the transcript as partial. NCBI's taxonomy places the organism in Eukaryota, Metazoa, Chordata, Mammalia, Rodentia, Muridae. Gene Ontology annotation, molecular function: ATP binding; calcium ion binding; dynein intermediate chain binding. Gene Ontology annotation, cellular component: dynein complex. The record is from RefSeq and is a predicted model, not a curated record. The transcript has 66 exons.
UCCCAGAAAGCCACCCUACUGGACCGCCCAGAAAGUUCUGGACGGGAUCAGGCAGCUACAAAUGACCGGAAGUGGAACUUGCCCGCUUGCACCUCUCGGCCCCGGAUCCGGGGUCCUGCCGCAGCGAUCCAGGCCGGCCCUGCGUGGCCGCAGGUCCUCGCACCCAUGAGCCGCGAGCAGGAUAAACUAACCAGCAAAGAAAAAUCCAAGACACCAGUGAGAUUCCGACCACAGUUGCCCGUGGAAAAACCAGCCGGCAAAGAAAAGGCCAAGCUGCCAUCAAGAGUUUUACCACAGUUAACUUUGACAGGACCUAAGCCUCAGUGGCAGCAGACCGCUCCAUCAUUCCAUUUAAAUGCCAAACAGGAUACCCACAUUCCAGAGCCCUAUACUAUUAAAAAUGACCAGUCAUAUGCUGAAUACAUAGAGCACUUUGGGAAAAAAGGGAAAUUACUGACACAGACUGAAGACAGCCGUGCUGGACCAUCGACUUCCAGGCCAUCGACUUCCAGGCCAAAGGUCAAAUCUCCACAUAAGGAGCGAGAGAACUUUAGAAGCACCCUCGUCAACGUCAUUAUGCAACAAGAUGGUUCUGCUGUUGAGAGCAUGAUUUCAAAAACGGCUGCUUCUGCAGUAGAGAAAGACAUCUUGAAAUAUUACUACUACAUUCAUCAUGGGAUUGAUACUGAUCAUGUGGCCCCAAUGGAAGAUUCUUGGUUGGAGCACGUAUUGAAUUUGGUUCCACAACAUCUGAAAGUCCUCACCAACAGUGUAACAGUCUUGUCAGAUGAAAUGAGAGAAGAUUAUCUUCUCAGUGUGAAGAAAUCCAUAGUUGAUUUUGUUUUAAAAGACCCCAGAGAAAAAGAGGAUGAUAGCAAGACAACUGAUCCCCCACCGCACCGCAAAGAAAUGGAAGUCUUGCCAAAGCCGUGGAGGAGGUCUUUCCUGUCUGCACGUAGUUACAUUAGGGAGCACCUGCAUGCGAUGAACCCCACGAUGCUGGCCGUGCUGGAUCUGUGGCACAGCACUUUUAAGAAAUUACGUUUAGUUGACAUAGAAGAAUUUCACAACCGCCAGGAAGCGUUAGAGCUGUCAGCCUUUCAGAACAUUGUCAUUAGACACAUGGACUCUGCCAAGGAGACGCUACUUAAAACGUGGUUUCCAGAAGUGCAGAAUAUUUAUUACCAAGGCAAUAAAAAAAAGCAAUUGCCAACUGGUGACAGCAGUGCCAAAUUGGACUCUUUUUUCAACUGUGCUGCUACACUCAUGACCUUACAGCUACAGGACCUGGCUCUGGUCUCCAUGCAAGACUUCACAGACCUCAUCGCCCAACCCCCAGACUCUGUUAGAGCUUUUGAACAUCCAGGUUUCAUCAUGAGGCUGAUUCUUGAUAAUAACAGCAUUAAGUUUGAGCCUGAAUUUAAUGACUACAUAGAUAUCUUUGUAAAUGUUUAUGAAGUCAUGAUUAAGGCUGUCAGCUAUGUGCCAAGAGUUGAGACAAAAUUGUAUUCCAAGUGGGAAAGUAAAUCUAAACCAACAACCUUGAAGCCCAUAAUUCUGCGGGAAAUUAUAGACGCUCAUAAAGAAAAGAUUAAGGAGGUGGUGUUACAAGAGAGCGUGGCGCCCACGGAGCACCUCAAGCUGUACGACAAGUAUCAGUUCUUGGUUACCAAAAAAGCCGAGCACGACGUUGACAACUUCCUGUUACAGACUCAGAGCUAUGAGAAACUAAUAGAGGAAAUUCGCUAUUACCAGAAACUAAUGGAAGAAAUUCAGUAUACGUCUCAAAAGACUGUCCGCUUGGGAAUGUUUGAAAUGCACUGUGAGGAACUGAUCAGAGCUUUGGUGAAGCGGGCAGAUGUCAUCUGUGGGAGACUCAUAGCCAAGAUGUUCCGUGAUCACCAGGAAGUAAAUACAAGACUGUGUGACGAGUUUGAGAAGAUAGCUGAAAAAGCUCUGAGCACACCUCCAAACACAGCUGAGCUCAUGGAGAUGAAGGCUUACAUUCAGAAAGUGGAGUCAACUGAGAUGAUGGAGCUGGAACAGAGAUUAGUGGAUUCUAAGAACUGCCUGGCCUUCCUCAUUGAGUGCAUCAACUUUUCUCCUGCAGACAUUAGACUAAAUAACAGUGUUUUCCAGUGGUAUGCCAGAAUGGGAGAAAUUUUUGAAGAGCAUAGGAAAAUCAUCAAAGAUAAAACAGAACAGUAUCAAGAAGGCCUUAAGUUGCGGUGUGAGCGGUUUCUGGAGGAAUUGGAGAGUUACGCUAAACAAGCCGAGGAAUUUUAUACAUUUGGAGACCUGCAGGAUGUACAGCGGUACCUGAAAAAGGCCCAGGUGCUGAACAGCAAGUUGGAUGCAGCAGCAGACAAGAUUGAGCAGUUUAACGCAGAAGAGGAGGCAUUUGGAUGGCUCCCAUCAAUAUAUCCUCAACGUAAAAAAAUCCAAGAUGGUUUGAACCCUUAUCUCCGUCUGUAUGAAACUGCCGUGGAGUUUAGUAACAAAUACAGAGGGUGGACAGAGGGACCAUAUCACAAGGUGAACCCGGACCAAGUGGAAGUGGAUGUUGGGAAUUACUGGAGAGGACUCUAUAAGCUGGAGAAGACCUUCCACGAUUCUCCAAAUGCACUGGCAAUAACAAAGAAAGUAAGAGCGAGGGUGGAAGAGUUCAAAGAGUACAUUCCCCUCAUCCAGGUGAUCUGUAACCCCGGCUUGCGCCCCAGGCACUGGGAGGCCAUGUCCAAUAUCGUUGGCUUCCCCAUGCAGCCGUCCGAUGACUCCACAGUCUUCUCUUUCAUAGACAUGAGUCUGGAGCCCUAUUUAGACAAAUUUGAAAGCAUUAGCGAAUCAGCUAGCAAAGAAUAUUCUCUUGAGAAGUCCAUGGAGAAGAUGAUGGCCGAAUGGGAUGCAAUGGAAUUUGUCAUUCAUCCUUACAGAGAGAGUGGGACAUAUAUUUUGUCAUCGGUCGAUGAAAUCCAAAUGUUGCUGGAUGACCAUAUUGUCAAAACACAAACUAUGCGAGGAUCUCCUUUCAUCAAGCCUUAUGAAAAGCAGAUGAGGGAAUGGGAAGGCAAGCUGCUGCUCCUGCAGGAGAUCCUCGAUGAGUGGCUCAAGGUCCAAGCCACCUGGCUCUAUCUGGAGCCCAUUUUCAGCUCUCCCGACAUCAUGUCUCAAAUGCCAGAGGAAAGCCGGCGAUUUACAAAUGUGGAUAAAACAUGGAGAGAUGUGAUGAAAACUGUUAUACAAAAUAAGCACGCCCUGGCAGUUGUGACUAUUGAGAAAAUGCUGGAGAGGCUGAAAAAGUCCAAUGAACUCCUGGAGCUCAUCCUUAAAGGGCUGAAUGAGUACUUGGAAAAGAAGCGCCUCUUCUUCCCCCGGUUCUUCUUCCUGUCUAACGACGAGCUUCUUGAGAUUCUGUCUGAGACUAAGGACCCCACCCGAGUGCAGCCUCACCUGAAGAAAUGCUUUGAAGGAAUUGCAAAGGUCGAAUUUACAGAAACUUUAGAAAUCACACAUAUGAAGAGUAGUGAAGGAGAAGUCGUGGAACUCAUAGAAACCAUUUCAACAGCCAAAGCCAGGGGUCAAGUGGAGAAGUGGCUGCUUGAGUUAGAAAGGGUUAUGAUUAAGUCCCUCCACAAGGUGAUUGGAGAUGCAAUUGCUGCCUAUACAAAAAAUGAACGAAUUAAUUGGGUAAGAGAUUGGCCUGGGCAGACUGUUCUCUGCGUAUCCCAAACCUUUUGGACAUUAGAAGUCCAAGGCUCAAUGGCAAAGGGGCAAGAGGCCCUUGAGCAAUACUUGGAGAAAUGUAAUCAUCAAAUUGAUGACAUUGUCACGUUGGUCCGUGGCAAAUUGUCCAAGCAGAACCGUGUUACCCUGGGAGCCCUUGUGGUAUUGGACGUUCAUGCUAGAGAUGUCCUUGCAAACCUUGUAAAGAAAAAAAUCAGCGAUGACAGCGACUUCGAGUGGUUAAGUCAGCUUAGGUACUACUGGCAAGAAAAUCAGUUAGAAACAAAGAUGAUCAAUGCUGGUUUGCGAUACGGCUAUGAAUAUCUGGGCAAUUCCCCUAGACUAGUUAUAACCCCACUCACAGACCGCUGCUACAGGACCUUAUUUGGAGCCCUUCACCUGCACCUUGGAGGAGCACCUGAGGGUCCAGCUGGCACUGGAAAGACAGAAACCACCAAGGAUUUAGCAAAAGCUGUGGCCAAACAGUGUGUCGUUUUCAACUGCUCCGAUGGGCUGGAUUAUUUGGCUUUAGGAAAGUUCUUUAAGGGACUGUUAUCUUGUGGAGCCUGGGCUUGCUUUGAUGAGUUUAACAGAAUUGAUUUGGAAGUACUUUCUGUGGUUGCUCAACAAAUCCUUACUAUCCAAAGAGGUAUUAACGCAGGCACUGAGCUUCUGGUGUUUGAAGGGACAGAGCUAAAACUUGACCCCACGUGCGCGGUCUUUAUAACAAUGAACCCUGGCUAUGCCGGGCGGUCAGAGCUGCCGGACAAUCUGAAGGCUCUCUUUCGGACAGUGGCAAUGAUGGUCCCUGACUAUGCCAUGAUCGCAGAGAUCGUUCUGUAUUCCUGUGGCUUUGUCACUGCUCGGCCGCUGUCGGUCAAAAUCGUGGCUACAUACCGCUUGUGCUCAGAGCAACUGUCCUCCCAGCACCACUAUGACUACGGGAUGCGGGCCGUGAAGUCCGUGCUUACAGCUGCCGGCAAUCUGAAGCUGAAAUAUCCAAAUGAGAAUGAAGAAAUAUUGCUACUUAGAUCUAUUAUUGAUGUAAAUCUGCCGAAGUUUUUAUCCCAUGAUUUGCCACUCUUUGAGGGAAUUACUUCGGAUUUGUUUCCUGGGGUGAAACUACCGAAGCCAGAUUACAAUGACCUGCUGGCAGCCAUCAAAGACAACUGCAUGUCUAUGAAUUUGCAAAUGACCGACUUCUUCUCCGAGAAGAUCCUUCAGAUCUACGAGAUGAUGAUCGUGCGCCAUGGCUUCAUGAUUGUUGGAGAGCCAUUUGGUGGGAAGACCAGUGCGUAUCGUGUUCUAGCAGGAGCAUUAAAUGACAUCUGUGAAAAGGGACUCAUGGAAGAAAACAAGGUGCAAAUAACUGUCUUGAACCCCAAGUCUGUCACCAUGGGCCAGCUGUAUGGGCAGUUUGACCUGGUAUCUCAUGAGUGGUCUGACGGGGUCCUGGCUGUCAGCUUCAGAGCGUUCGCGGCUUCCUCGACUCCAGACAGGAAGUGGCUCAUCUUUGAUGGGCCGGUUGAUGCUGUGUGGAUUGAGAACAUGAACACUGUGCUGGAUGACAACAAGAAGCUCUGUCUGAUGAGUGGGGAGAUUAUCCAAAUGUCACCACAAAUGAACCUGAUUUUUGAACCGAUGGAUCUGGAAGUCGCUUCUCCUGCCACUGUUUCCCGGUGUGGCAUGAUCUACAUGGAGCCCCAAAUGCUGGGCUGGAGGCCAUUGAUGAUGUCUUGGUUAAACACUUUGCCACAGUCCAUCACUGUUAUUCAGAAAGAGUUUAUAGAAGGCUUGUUUGACAGAAUGGUCCCCGUUUCUGUUGAAUUCAUUAGAAGGCAUACAAAGGAGCUCUCUCCUACUUCAGAUACAAACUUAGUUCGAUCCUUAAUGAAUCUCAUAGACUGUUUUAUUGAUGACUUUGGCGAUGAGAACAAACAAAAAGAAAGAAGUGAUAGAGAAUCUUUCUCUUUGAUUGAGGGCAUUUUUCUGUUUUCAUUGAUCUGGUCUAUCGGUGCAUCUUGUACAGCUGAUGACCGUCUGAAAUUCAGUAAGAUUCUCCGAGAGCUAAUGGAAGGACCAAUUACAGACCUAACUCGAAAUAAAUAUAAAUUGCUGAGUGGUCUUGAUCCAACAUCCACAAAGACAUUAACAGUGCCAUUUCCAGAUAAGGCAACAAUUUAUGAUUAUCAGUUUGUCCCGGAGGGCUUAGGAAGAUGGGAACAAUGGAUAAAGAAAUUAGAAGAUGCUCCCCCAAUUCCCAAAGAUGUACAGUUUAAUGAGAUCAUCGUGCCAACUCUAGACACAGUCCGUUACUCUGCACUCAUGAACUUACUGACCACCCACGAGAAGCCUUCAAUAUUUGUGGGACCAACAGGGACUGGCAAGAGUGUUUACAUCAUUAAUUUUCUUUUGAAUCAACUCAAUAAGGAUAUCUACAAACCUCUGAUAGUUAACUUCUCAGCCCAAACUACAGCUGCCCAGACUCAGAACAUCAUCAUGUCGAAAUUGGACAAAAGAAGGAAAGGAGUGUUUGGCCCUCCUUUAGGCAAGAAAAUGGUUGUCUUUGUAGACGAUGUCAAUAUGCCUGCUCGGGAGGUCUACGGGGCGCAGCCUCCCAUUGAGCUACUGAGGCAGUGGCUAGAUCACUGGAAUUGGUAUGACCUCAAAGACUGCUCUGUGAUCAAGCUAGUGGACAUCCAGAUCAUGUGUGCCAUGGGCCCCCCAGGUGGUGGCCGAAAUCCAAUAACUCCUCGCUACAUGAGACAUUUCAAUAUUGUAACCAUCAACGAGUUUAGUGACAAGUCCAUGUUCACCAUCUUCUCCAGAAUCUUGACGUGGCAUUUAAGGACCUGUUAUAACUUUCCAGAUGAUUUCCUAGAUUUGACCACACAAAUUGUGAAUGGCACAAUGACUCUGUACAAAGACGCCAUGAAGAACCUCCUGCCUACCCCGGCAAAGUCUCAUUACCUGUUCAACCUUCGAGAUUUCUCCCGAGUCAUUCAAGGUGUUUGCUUGUCAAGGCCAGAAACUGCAGAAAACAAGGAGGCAAUGAAACGCCUGUGGGUUCAUGAGGUCCUCAGAGUGUAUUAUGAUCGCCUUCUGGAUAACGCUGACAGAGGCUGGCUUAUUAACUACAUACAAGAAAUUCUGAGAAAUUACAUGCAGGAAGAUUUUCAUGAUCUAUUUGUUAGAUUGGAUUUCGAUAACGAUGGCAUCGUGGAAGAAGAUGAUUUGAGAAGUUUAAUGUUCUGUGAUUUCCACGAUCCUAGGAGGGAAGAUUUCAGCUAUAGGGAAAUUGCAGAUGUGGAUUUUCUUCGGGUAAUCGUAGAAGGCCAUCUAGAGGAGUACAACAACAUGAGCAAAAAACCCAUGAACCUGGUCUUAUUUCGAUUUGCCAUAGAACACAUAAGCAGAAUUUCUCGGAUCUUAAAGCAGCCGCGGAGCCACGCCCUCCUCGUGGGCGUCGGUGGGAGUGGAAGGCAGUCUGUCACCAGACUGGCAGCCCACAUGUCUGAUUACGCAGUUUUCCAGGUGGAAAUCUCCAAGGGCUACGGUAGCAAUGAAUGGCAUGAAGAUUUGAAAGUGAUCUUAAGGAAAUGUGCAGAAAGCGACAUGCACGCGGUCUUCCUGUUCACAGACACACAAAUUAAGAGAGAGUCUUUUCUUGAAGAUGUCAACAAUCUCCUAAAUGCCGGGGAGGUUCCCAAUCUCUUUGCUCUAGAUGAGAAGCAAGAGAUAUGUGAAAAGAUGCGUCAGCUGGAUCGCCAACGGGAUAAAACCAAGCAAACAGACGGGAGCCCCAUAGCUCUUUUCAACAUGUUUAUUGAUCGCUGCCGCAACCAGCUACACGUGGUCCUGGCCAUGAGUCCCAUCGGAGACGCGUUUCGGAUUCGUCUGAGGAAAUUCCCUGCCCUUGUUAACUGCUGCACCAUUGACUGGUUUCAGUCCUGGCCAGAAGAUGCACUGGAAGCAGUUGCUUCACGGUUCCUGGAAGAAAUUGAAAUGGCAGAGGAAAUCCGGGAUGGCUGCAUUGAAAUGUGUAAAAGCUUCCACACCUCCACCAUCAACCUGUCAACAUCCUUCUAUAACGAACUUCAGAGAUAUAAUUAUGUGACACCCACCUCUUAUCUGGAGUUGAUCUCUACCUUCAAACUGUUGUUGGAAAAGAAAAGAAAUGAAGUGAUGAAAAUGAAGAAGAGGUAUGAAGUGGGUCUGGAUAAACUGGACUCGGCCUCGUCUCAGGUGGCCACCAUGCAGAGCGAGCUUGGGGCUCUGCACCCUCAGCUGAAAGUUGCCAGCAGAGAGGUUGACGAAAUGAUGGUGAUCAUCGAGAGGGAGUCCAUGGAGGUUGCCAAGACUGAGAAGAUCGUGAAAGCUGAUGAAACAGUAGCGAAUGAACAAGCCAUGGCUGCCAAAGCCAUCAAAGACGAGUGUGACGCCGAUUUGGCCGGAGCCCUGCCCAUCCUGGAGUCUGCACUGGCUGCCCUGGACACCCUGACCGCGCAGGAUAUCACUGUUGUAAAGUCCAUGAAGAGUCCUCCUGCUGGCGUCAAGCUUGUCAUGGAAGCUAUCUGCAUCUUGAAAGGCAUCAAAGCUGACAAAAUCCCUGACCCAACAGGUUCAGGGAAGAAAAUUGAAGAUUUUUGGGGCCCUGCUAAGAGACUUCUUGGUGACAUAAGGUUUCUGCAGUCACUCCAUGAAUAUGACAAGGACAACAUUCCACCGGCUUACAUGAACAUCAUAAGAAAGAGUUACAUCCCGAACCCAGACUUUGUUCCAGAAAAGAUCCGAAACGCUUCAACAGCUGCUGAAGGUCUGUGCAAGUGGGUCAUCGCAAUGGAUUCCUACGACAAAGUGGCAAAAAUUGUAGCUCCCAAAAAGAUAAAGCUGGCUGCGGCUGAAGGGGAGCUGAGGAUCGCUAUGGAAGGUCUUCGAAAAAAGCAGUCUGCCUUGAAGGAGGUUCAGGACAAGCUGGCCAAGCUUCAAGACACGCUUGAGAUGAAUAAGCAGAAGAAAGCUGACCUGGAAAACCAGGUUGAUUUGUGCAGCAAGAAGCUGGAGCGAGCAGAGCAGCUGAUCGGGGGCCUGGGUGGCGAGAAAACUCGCUGGAGCAACUCGGCGCUGGAGCUCGGGCAGCUGUACGUCAACCUGACGGGGGACAUCCUCAUCUCCUCAGGGGUUGUUGCCUACCUGGGGGCCUUCACCUCUAACUACAGACAGAACCAGACCAAGGAGUGGUCACAUUCGUGCAAAGAGAGAAACAUCCCCUGCUCGGAUGACUACUCCCUCAUGGGUACCCUGGGAGAGGCGGUCACCAUCCGAGCCUGGAACAUUGCUGGAUUACCCUCUGACUCAUUUUCCAUUGACAAUGGAAUCAUUAUAAUGAAUGCAAGAAGGUGGCCUCUGAUGAUAGACCCUCAAGGUCAGGCUAAUAAGUGGAUCAAGAACAUGGAGAAAACCAACAGUCUUCAGCUCAUUAAACUGAACGACCCCGACUAUGUCAGGACUCUGGAAAACUGUAUCCAGUUUGGAACUCCUGUGUUGCUGGAAAAUGUGGGAGAAGAACUGGACCCGAUUCUGGAGCCCCUUCUGCUGAAGCAGACCUUCAAGCAGGGUGGGAGCGUGUGUAUCCGGCUUGGAGACUCCACCAUCGAGUACGCCCCCGACUUCCGCUUCUACAUCACUACCAAGCUGAGAAACCCACACUAUCUCCCGGAAACAUCAGUGAAGGUCACAUUAUUAAACUUCAUGAUAACUCCAGAGGGAAUGCAGGACCAGCUUUUGGGGAUUGUGGUGGCACGAGAAAGGCCAGACCUCGAAGAAGAAAAGCAAGCCUUAAUACUACAAGGAGCCGAGAACAAAAGGCAGUUAAAGGAAAUAGAAGACAAGAUUUUAGAAGUUCUUUCAUCUUCGGAAGGCAAUAUAUUAGAAGAUGAGACUGCGAUUAAGAUAUUAUCUUCCUCCAAGGCUUUGGCUAAUGAGAUCUCUCAAAAGCAGGAAGUAGCUGAGGAGACAGAGAGAAAGAUUGACAACACCCGCAUGGGCUACCGCCCCAUUGCCAUCCAUUCUUCCAUCCUGUUUUUCUCUAUUGCUGACUUAGCCAACAUCGAGCCCAUGUACCAGUAUUCGCUGACUUGGUUUAUUAACCUUUUCAUUCUGUCCAUUGAAAAUUCAGAGAAAUCAGAAAUCUUAGCCAAAAGGCUUCAGAUUCUCAAGGAUCACUUCACUUACUCACUCUAUGUCAACGUGUGCCGGUCACUCUUUGAAAAGGACAAGAUGCUGUUUUCCUUCUGUCUCACUGUGAACCUGCUGAUACAUGACAAUGAGAUUAACAAGCUAGAGUGGAGAUUUCUGCUCACGGGUGGCAUUGGGCUGGACAACCCUUAUACCAACCCUUGCCCAUGGCUCCCUCAAAAGUCCUGGGAUGAAAUCUGCCGACUAGAUGACUUACCUGCCUUCAAGACCAUUCGGAAAGAGUUUAUGCACUUAAAGGACGGGUGGAAGAAAGUAUAUGACAGUUUGGAGCCGCACCAUGAGCUGUUCCCAGAAGAAUGGGAGAAUAAAGUAGAUGACUUUCAGAGGAUGCUUAUUAUUCGUUGCUUGAGGCCAGACAAGGUUAUUCCGAUGUUGCAGGAAUUCAUAAUCAAGAAGUUGGGGCGCCCUUUCAUUGAACCGCCCCCCUUUGAUCUGUCCAAGGCGUUUGCGGAUAGUAACUGUUGCGCGCCGCUGAUCUUCGUGCUGUCUCCUGGAGCAGAUCCCAUGGCUGCUCUCCUGAAAUUCGCUGAUGACCAGGGCUAUGGGGGCUCAAAACUUAGCUCUCUAUCUCUUGGCCAAGGCCAAGGGCCCAUUGCUAUGAAGAUGUUAGAAAAAGCUGUCAAGGAUGGAACAUGGGUCGUUCUUCAAAAUUGUCACCUUGCCACCUCUUGGAUGCCAACUCUUGAGAAAGUUUGUGAGGAGUUAAGCGCAGAAACAACACACCCGGAUUUCCGAAUCUGGCUAACUAGUUACCCUUCUCCAAACUUCCCUGUGUCCGUGCUGCAGAACGGAGUGAAAAUGACUAACGAAGCACCGAAAGGAUUACGGGCUAAUAUCAUCCGAUCAUACCUCAUGGACCCGAUCUCUGACCCCGAAUUCUUUAACAGCUGCAGAAAGCCUGUGGAAUUCAAGAAACUGCUUUAUGGCCUCUGUUUCUUUCAUGCUUUGGUACAGGAGAGGCGGAAAUUCGGACCCCUGGGGUGGAAUAUUCCUUAUGAAUUCAAUGAGACAGAUCUGAGGAUCAGCGUGCAACAGCUCCACAUGUUCCUGAACCAGUAUGAGGAACUUCCUUACGAUGCUCUACGGUACAUGACCGGGGAAUGCAAUUACGGAGGCCGGGUGACGGACGACUGGGACCGGCGCACGCUGCGCAGCAUUCUGAACAAGUUCUUCUGUACAGAUUUAGUUGAAAAAGCAGACUACCAGUUUGACUCGAGUGGCAUCUACUUCGUCCCUCCUCUUGGCGAUCACAAAAGCUACAUCGAGUACACGAAGACCCUGCCACUGACUCCAUCCCCAGAAAUCUUUGGGAUGAAUGCCAACGCCGACAUCACUAAGGAUCAGUCGGAGACGCAGCUGCUGUUUGAUAACAUUCUCCUUACCCAGUCUCGUUCAUCAGGUUCCGGAGGAAAGUCGUCAGAUGAAGUAGUAAACGAUGUGGCUGGGGACAUCCUGGGUAAACUUCCCAACAACUUUGAUAUUGAGGCUGCCAUGAGGAGAUACCCGACAACCUACACUCAGAGCAUGAACACGGUGCUUGUCCAGGAGAUGGGCCGCUUCAAUAAGUUGCUGAUGACCAUAAGAGAAUCGUGCAUCAAUAUUCAGAAAGCAAUCAAGGGGCUCGUUGUAAUGUCGACGGAGCUGGAAGAAGUCGUCAGCAGCAUUCUGAAUGUCAAAAUUCCAGGGAUGUGGAUGGGUAAAUCCUACCCCAGUCUCAAGCCCCUUGGCAGCUACGUGAAUGACUUCCUUGCAAGACUAAAAUUCCUGCAGCAAUGGUUUGAGACUGGUCCUCCACCAGUCUUCUGGCUUUCUGGCUUCUUCUUCACACAAGCCUUCCUGACCGGUGCACAGCAGAACUAUGCCAGAAAGUUCACGAUUCCAAUUGAUCUUCUUGGGUUUGACUAUGAAGUGAUGGAUGAUAAAGAAUAUAAAAAUGGUCCUGAGGAUGGUGUUUACAUUCAUGGGUUGUUUUUGGAUGGAGCUUCCUGGAACAGAAAGAUCAAGAAACUUGCAGAAUCACAUCCUAAAGUUCUCUAUGAUACAGUCCCCGUGAUGUGGCUAAAACCCUGUAAGAGGUCAGACAUACCCCACCGGCCGAGUUACAUCGCUCCGCUGUAUAAGACAAGCGAGAGGAGGGGCACGCUCUCUACCACCGGUCACUCCACGAAUUUCGUCAUCGCCAUGAUCCUUCCCUCCGACCAACCCAAGGAGCACUGGAUUGGACGGGGUGUGGCGCUGCUGUGUCAGCUGAACUCUUAACCUGCAGGUCUCGCCAUCUCUUCCUACUUGUUAGAUUGAGUAGAACAUAUUUUAUUGUUUACAUUUUGUUUUGGCUUAAUAAAACUUAAUUAACAUUCUUAA